Messenger RNA from Prunus mume (Japanese apricot), 1527 nucleotides. The record is from RefSeq and is a predicted model, not a curated record. NCBI's taxonomy places the organism in Eukaryota, Viridiplantae, Streptophyta, Magnoliopsida, Rosales, Rosaceae.
AUGUUUUGGAACUUGGAAAGAAAAAACAAAUGUAAUUUCUCCCCACCCUCUCUAGGGGGGAAUGACACGGGUCCUCUUGGCGAAGGAGAAAACAAAGCCAAAAGCAGAGAGCAAAGCUACGCGUCCGCCUCUAGAAACCGUAGAAAACCUAAAAAGGGGCUCGUGGGACAUGUGAGGAGCAGGUCGUCUCGUUCUCACUUCUCUCAGCUAACCAAUUUACUAAUUAAAUCUUCCUUCGUCGAUUAUCGAAAGCUUAACUGCGAGUACGGUAAGUCGUGACCAUAACUCUCUGUUUGGUUUCCAAGAAAGCCUCAGAAAAAUAGAGAACAAAAAGAAAGCUUCAGACAUUACAAGGCCAUUCAAUCCGAAUUUUGCACGUUUAAUUUUAGUUUCCGAAGCGUAUUUUAUAGAGGCUCAUUUGAGUGGUGGUGUUGUUGGCAGCCUGAGAUUGAGAAAAUAUGGAGGAAAUGUUGGCUGUAGUUCUUUCUAUGCUUCUUGUUUUGGCAUUAAUUCCACUUUAUCUAUGGAAACGGCGUCAAGAUUCUCGAUUGCCUCACGAUCACGAAGAAGAGCCGCAGGUUGCUCAGAGGGAAGGUGUAGUGCGUGCCACUGGUCCUCGUCGGAUGCGAAGGAGGCCGGCUUCUGGAGCAAGCACAUCAGCUGCCGCUGCUGCACCAGUUGUAGAAGAAACUGUUGAUGGAAGUGAUGAGGAAGGUGAGGGUGAGUAUUAUGAAGCCAAAGCAUCUAAGAAAAGGGAAAAGAAGCGUCAGGAGCGGGAAGCACAACGACAAGCUGAACAAGCUGCACGUGAAUCGAGGAAUACUAAACAAGACCGCUAUGCUGAAAUGCGGAGGAGGAAAGAUGAGGAGCGUGAGGCACAGGAGCAUCAGCUGGAGGAAGAAGCCAAGGCUCAGAAAGCUAGGGAGGAGGAAGCUGCUGCAUUAGAGUUCGAGAAGUGGAAAGGAGAGUUUUCUAUAGAUGCUGAAGGUACUACAGAAAAUGAAGUGCAGGAUGGACAUCAGGAUUUGCUCUCUGAUUUUGUGGAAUACAUAAAGAAACAUAAAUGUGUACCCUUGGAAGAUCUUGCUGCUGAAUUCAAGUUAAGAACUCAGGAAUGCAUCAAUCGGAUUACCUCUCUGGAGAGUAUGGGGCGACUUUCCGGUGUCAUGGAUGACAGAGGGAAAUACAUAUACAUCUCCCAAGAAGAGAUGCAAGCUGUGGCAGACUAUAUUAAGCGUCAGGGAAGGGUUAGCAUUUCACAUCUCGCUAGCAAGUCCAACCAGUUCAUAGACUUGGAGCCAAAAGCACAGUAUGUUGAAGAAAUAAGUAGUGCGGCAGAGAUAACUGUCACUUGAUUUAGUUAAUGUACUUUGUAUGUGUAAAGGACAAUUACGACAGUGUAAUGAAAAUUGUGGCAAGCUGAAUUAACUGGAUAUGUAACUAAAAGAAAGGUGUAGGAGGUAGGGAUUCGGUUUUAAGCAGUGUUUUACGCGACCGAGAAUAUAAAAAGAAAGUUAUUCUGAGAAA